This is a messenger RNA of Lecanosticta acicola, 1068 nucleotides long. The record is from the annotation of a GenBank genome assembly. NCBI's taxonomy places the organism in Eukaryota, Fungi, Ascomycota, Dothideomycetes, Mycosphaerellales, Mycosphaerellaceae.
AUGCAUACCAACGCCAUCCUCGUUACUGCAUUGGCAGCCUUGACUGCCGCUCUCCCCAAGGAGCAGGCCAAGCAGUGCGCGACCUGCGGCGACAACUGGAACGGCGAGCAGAGCGACCAGGACGACUUUCGCCCCCAGGGCUACGGCGACUACCAAGGCAACGGCAACGACUACAGCAGGACGGGAGGCUUCGGCGGUGGCCGCUUCGACCUCAACGGCGGCCGCUUCGGCGUCAACGGCCAGAACGGUGGCUACGGACAGAACGGCGAACAAUCUUUCCAGGGACAGGGAGGCGGCGAACGCAUCGGCGCGCUGGGUGGCGGCUUCCCGGGAGAUGCCUUCCAAGGAAACCAGCGCUUCGGCCAGGGUGCCUACGGCCAAGGCCAGGGCGGUGAACGCUUCGGCGAGAACCGUGACUUCGGCCACCGUUUCGGCGCGGAAUCAGAGAACGGAGGAGAGAACGGCUUCCAGGGGGACUCCCUCCAAGGCCACGGUCAGCAGUGGCAGGGCGCCCAAGGAGGCUACCGCGGCAGUGAGAGUGGCCAACCUGGUUACCUCUCAGGUGCUGAGCAGCGCCAAGGCGCCUGGCAGGGACAGGGCGGAUUUGGAAAUGGUGGCGGCUUUGGCAGUGAGGGUCGUAACCGCUUCGCUUAUGGUGGUGGCCCGCAACUGAGCGGAAACGACAUCGGAAAUGGUGGCGGCUUUGGCAGUGAGGAUCGUAACCGCUUCGCUUAUGGUGGUGGCCCGCAACUGAGCGGAAACGACAUCGGCGCCCAGAUCCCCAUCAACUUCGCCGGUCAAGGUCUCCAACAGAUUCCCAUCGGCCGCCUCUUCCCAUUCCAGUGCACGACGCAAAAGGUUUCUUUCGGCGACCUCAGCGGCCUUGGCCCCCAGAUUAACGGCAAUGGCGGCGAUGAUUCUGAGCAGCAGCUCAACGACAUCAAGUGCAGGCUCUUCUCGGACGCGCAGGGACACAACCAGAUUGGAGAGGAAUUCGGUGACCAGCAGCCAUGCCAAUUCGACGACCCGACUCAGGUCCAAUCCAUUCUCUGUGACCGCGACAACUAG